AGCUCAGUACGCGCCGUGCCACGGUCGGGGAACAUCAACAAUGGCUGUAACGCGGCUUCCAUACUGCGUUUCCGUUUAGAAAUCCUCUGAUCGCGAAUUGAGAAUGGCGGAAUGAAAAGCUGAGGAGACUUGCUGCCUGUCCACACGGGCACUCCACACCCACAGUCUGCAACCCGUACCUUUCCGUUUCGAGGGGAUGCUGCCCCAUGUAGAACCACACACUGUGAAUGUGGCAGUGCAGGUGUAAACAGUGGCAUGGAGGUCGUGACGUCACCAAGCAGGCUGCGGGACUUGUGCGGCCGGCGGACCGCCCCGGCCUUGGCUGCCACUGGGUUGUCAUGGCAACCGAACCGCAGCGUCACCCGACGGACCGCCCGAAUAGCCAGGGAAGUGUAUAGCGUCUGGUAUGGUCGCGUUGGCUCGACAAACCAUGUUCCUUCAGAAAAAGUUCAGCAACUUUUUAACGAUAUGCAGCUAUAUCCUUCAAAAUCGCAAGUGUACGAGAUGCUUCAGUGUGCGAAGGAGUGUGCGAACAGGAGUUCGGCGUGCUACCUUACGUUCGGCGAGUUCUGCAUUUUCGCUACGGAACUCAAGAGGUGCUACGAAAGAGGGAUACCCAGGCCUGUACAACUAUCCAGAUUGCUGGAGAAAGAUGGAGAAGAUAAGAAGAGAAGGAACAGGAAAAUGUCAAAGGGCAUUCCGAAGUAUGAAGUAUUUCUGGGAGGAUCAUGUAAUCCAACUACAUGGCGGCAAGACACAGCAAUCCCAAUGCUUAAGAGACUUGGAAUCACCUAUUACAAUCCUCAAGUUUCACAUUGGGGCCCAGAGCUUAUUGAACUGGAAUACCAGGCGAAGCAAAAUGCAACAGUGUUGUUCUUCGUUAUUGACAACCAGACGCGGAGCAUUGCAUCCAUCAUUGAGGCAGCUCAUAUUUCUGGAAAAAGGCGGAAACUUAUCUUGGUCAUACAUACCUACCAAGGACCUGGUCAGAAGAUAUGGGGCGAACCAAUUUCGGAAGAAGAGUAUGAUGACCUUACUACAGGUCAAAUGAUGCUACAAGAUCUAGUUGAACGUCAAGGAAUACCAGUUUUUGAGAGUAUACCAAUUGCACUCAACUGCACUGCAAAAGUGUUGCGGGACAACAUUAGUGUGCAAGAUUUAGGCUUGAAUGAUUUUGCUCAACCUGUCAAAAUGGCCCAUGUUCAGCUAGGUGACAAACUUAUAAAGCUGAAAGAAGCAUUCGAUGCCCUAGACACUGAUAAUACAGGAGAGAUCAGUCUGGCAGAUGUUUGCAUGGCAUUUAGGAUUCUUACUGACCGAAAACUUUGUCUCUCGGACAUAAGGAAUAUCUUGGCUACUCAGACAGGUUUAAUAGGAGAUGACGUAAAGGAUGUACCCCUGGAACAAAUAAAAGUAAACUUUGAGCAGUUUUGUGCUAUCGUAGCAGAAUUCAAGUUUUGUGAAAGUGAGGCUCAGAAACUUUGGGACUUAGUCCUAGCCAAAACCACUCGCCUUCUUCAAGCAUUUGUUACUUCUGUGGUGAAAUUACUAGAGUGGGCGAUGUCAUCCAGGCCACUGAGGUCCCUACCUCUUGGUGCUGCUGCAAACGGUCAAAACAGUUCAGUAAGGGAUGUUUACCUUGGAGGCUCAUGCCAUAACACAACAUGGAGAGAGGAUAUAGCAAUUCCAAUGCUGAAAAAGAAUGGCCUAACAUACCACAACCCUAAAGUUGGUCAGUGGAGUAAAAGACUCAUUCCUUUGGAGGCAGCUGCUAUGGACAACAGUUACGUUCUUUUGUUCAUAAUCUCAAAUACCUCGCGUUCUGUUGCUGCUAUGGCUGUGGCUGCUCACUACAUUGGAUUGGGCUGCAAUGUUGUAUUGUGUGUACAACAUCUGGCAGAUGACUGUGUACUGGGCAGUGACAAACUUUCAAAGCAAGCAGUGAAGGAUUACAACAGAGGGCGGAUGUACCUGUCUGACUUAGCCAACAGGGAAGGCGUACCUGUGUAUGAUUCUAUUCCUGAAAGUGUAGAGUGUGUUAUCCAGAAGUGCAAUGCGCGAUAGCACAAGCUCCAACUGCAAUUUGGCAGUGUUCAAACUUCAUGACAGGUGUUCCUAAGUCAACCAGUGAGCCAAUUGAAAAGUGUUACCACAGUGAUGCAGCUAUAAAAGUGAAUUGAAGAGUCUUAAUUUAACAGCUAUCAUCCCCGAGACAGGUGUGUUGUGGUACAGUGUGCGGGUGCUCUCAGCAGAGCUGCCAUUCUGCUGCAAUCAGUGGGCUUCAGUAACUGUUUUGUAUGUUGUGGUAUUAGCCGUAACUAUUUGCAUCUCACAAUCUGAAAAUGUGUGCCAUUAUAUUGAAUUGAAGUAGUGAAUAUUUAUUCAGAAAGAGCAAGGUGACAUCACGUGGUUGAGAUUUUGUGCUGUCUUGAUACUAUAAAAGAAGGUAGUGCUAUUAAUUUGAUGAAACAUCUCAAACUGCCAUUAUUCAAUAAUUCAAAUGAUUGGUGUUUCUGUGGAAACAUUGUUUUCGGUUUAUAGAUGUCCGUACUGUGGGAAGAGAUUUUAUUGGUAUUUUUUUAAAAAGCAGCUAUUUUUAAAGUUUUUUUUUCUCUAACAUCGAGCUUUAAGACAGUGACCUGCAUGUUUGGGGAAAAAUCUAAAGAACAAAGGAUGAGUGUUAGUAUGCCCACUGUCUGUACUAAUACGUCAAGACACUAUCCCAUCAUGGGGUACCUCACUGCUCACAUUUUACUAAUGCAGUUUCAAAAUUGAGGCAUCACAUUUAUACAUCAGUAUUGUUUUUGAUUCUCCUUACAUUUUGGUACAUGCACUACUUCACUCAGUCACUUCCAUACAUUUCUUCCUAAAGAACUGUCUUUUAGCUUAAAACCAGAUGUGCAGAUUCCUAACUUGUAAUAAAUUAUUUAUUAUAUUUAUACUUACAUAUUAGGGGACUAAUGGUAUCUACUUAAUCAUGUUAAACUUGAAUUCUUCCUUCAUUUCUUUCCUCUUUUUUUUUUUUCCUUCAUUUGAAUGUGAAAUUUUAGCUUCGGCAGCUUGUUCUCUGGCAGUGCCUCUGUACAAACUGUUAGUGUAGCUACCUCAGGAAGACAAGUGAGUAGGAUAUGGAAAACAUUCAUGAUGCUAAUUAGUACUAGUGUUCCACUCUACACUUGCCCAUUAUUAAUAGGCCAGAGAAAGUUCAGUAUUUUACAGAAGUGAGUGACUUUUCAGGAACUGUGAAUCAUUUAAUUGUUGGGAUAAUUGAGGGAUUAAAUUAUUUGUGUUAAUCUUAGCAGAAAUUGACAUCACAUAGUUAUGAUAAGGGUUUCCCCUUUCAUUAAAUUUUUUAUGGUUCAGAUUCCUAAUAAUUUGACUUUAAUACAUUGUUAGAUUCUGGUCUAGUACACUUAAUUCUCUUGUAUAAUACAAAUUUGAUGAUGUGUUUUGUAGUAUUGGUAACUAAUCAGAAUCCCUAUAAACUUCCCUCCAACUACAGUCAGCAUGAAUUUGGUUAUAGUUCUGUGUGAAAGAAAGAAACUUAUGUAUUCAAAGUUAACUUUUAUUAGAAAAACUCCUAACCCCCCCCUCCCCCCCUCCCCCCCCCCCC
This is a messenger RNA of Schistocerca nitens (vagrant locust), 3613 nucleotides long. RefSeq lists its product as uncharacterized. Lineage: Eukaryota; Metazoa; Arthropoda; Insecta; Orthoptera; Acrididae. Gene Ontology annotation, cellular component: plasma membrane. The record is from RefSeq and is a predicted model, not a curated record. Bases 256 to 2064 code for a protein of 602 amino acids. The transcript has 15 exons. Gene Ontology annotation, molecular function: calcium ion binding.